This is a messenger RNA of Chinchilla lanigera (long-tailed chinchilla), 6264 nucleotides long. It is a transcript of the gene Megf9, whose product is annotated as multiple EGF-like-domains 9. Gene Ontology annotation, biological process: axon guidance. Bases 99 to 1961 code for a protein of 620 amino acids. Gene Ontology annotation, cellular component: basement membrane. The transcript has 6 exons. The record is from RefSeq and is a predicted model, not a curated record. Gene Ontology annotation, molecular function: extracellular matrix structural constituent. NCBI's taxonomy places the organism in Eukaryota, Metazoa, Chordata, Mammalia, Rodentia, Chinchillidae.
UCAGAGGGAGGUGGCGAUGGUGCGCACGGUGGCGGCGACGGCCCUCGGUCGGAUGGCAGGGAAGAGAAGAUGACUGGCACAACCGACUGGCUGAAUGAAUGAAUGGGGAAGCCGAGCGCGCCAUGAGGAGCCUGCCGAGCCUGGGCGGCCUCGCCCUGUUGUGCUGCGCCGCCGCCGCCGCGGCAGCCUCGGCGGGGAAUGUCACCGGCGGCGGCGGUGCCGAGGGGCAGGUGGACGCGUCGCCCGGCCUGGGGCUGCGGGGCGAGCCCAGCUACCUCUUCCCUGAGGCGACGGCUCCCACAGCCCAGGCCCCGAGGAGCGGAGCCCCGCGCCCUACCGUCCGCCGACCCCCGGCCGCGACCUCUCCAGCCGGGUCCCCGGAGACUACCCCUCUUGGGGCGGCGACUGGACCCGCGCUGACCACCUUCCAGGCGACCACCUCUCCGGAGGUGGAUUUCAUGCCCACCACCCCUCGGGCGCCGACCAGUCACGCGCCAACCACCCUUUCGACGACCACUGGCCCGGCGCCGACCAGCCUUGUAGCGACUCCCGUCCUGGCGCCGACCGCUCCCAGGACCCCGACCCCCGACCUCCCCGGCAGCCGCAGCAACAGCAGCAGCAGCAACAGCAGCAGGAGCAGCAGCAGGAGCAGCAGCAACAGCAGCAGCAACAGUAACAGCAGCAGCAACAGCAGCAGCAGCAGCCUCCCUCCCAACCCACCUGUCACUGAGGUCCCUUCUCUGCCUCCCCCAGAGUAUGUAUGUAACUGCUCUAAGGUUGGAAGCCUGGAUGUGAAGCACUGCAACCAGACCACGGGGCAGUGUGAGUGUCAGCAAGGUUAUGAAGGUCUGCACUGCGAAACCUGCAAGGAGGGCUUUUACUUGAAUCACACUUCUGGGCUCUGCCUGCCAUGUCAUUGUAGUCCACAGGGAGCCCUCAAUAAACUCUGCAACAGUUCUGGGAAUUGCCAGUGCAGAGAGGGCGUCACCGGCUCCACAUGUAAUCAAUGCCAAGAUGGAUAUUAUGGCUUUAGUAAGGAUGGUUGCUUGCCCUGCCAGUGCAAUGAUCGGUCAGCCAGUUGUGAUGUUCUCACAGGUGUUUGUUUAAACUGCCAGGAAAAUAGCAAAGGGGAUCACUGUGAAGAAUGCAAAGAAGGAUUUUAUCUGAGUCCUCAUGCCAGUAAAGGAUGUCUUCGCUGUCCUUGUUCAGCGGUGACAUCUACAGGCCAUUGCAUCAUAGAACUGGAUCAAUUGGAACCUAAAUGUGUCCAGUGUAAAGAUGGUUAUACAGGCCAGAACUGCAAUAAGUGUGAGAAUGGCUACUACAAUUCUGACAGCAUCUGUAUACCAUGCCAAUGUCAUGGCCAUGUGGACCCAGUUCAAACCCCAAAGAUUUGUAAGCCUGAGAGUGGUGAGUGCAUCAACUGCCUCCAUAACACCACUGGGUUUCGGUGUGAGAACUGCCUAGAAGGUUAUGUUCAAGACCUCGAGAGAAAUUGCAUCAAGAAAGAAGUUAUUGUUCCAACACCUGAAGGUUCUACCAUUUUGGUUUCCAAUGCCUCUUUGACCACAUCAGUGCCCACCCCUGUUAUAAAUAUUACAUUUGCCCCUACAACCCUGCAGACUAUCUUUUCAGUAAGCUCUUCUGAAAACAGCACGUCAGCUUUAGCUGAUGUGUCAUGGACUCAAUUUAACAUCAUCAUCUUGACAGUCAUUAUCAUUGUGGUUGUACUGUUAAUGGGAUUUGUGGGAGCUGUAUAUAUGUACCGUGAGUAUCAAAACCGGAAACUCAAUGCCCCUUUUUGGACCAUCGAGCUAAAAGAAGACAAUAUCAGUUUCAGCAGCUACCAUGACAGCAUUCCCAAUGCCGAUGUGUCAGGACUGUUGGAAGAUGACGGUAAUGAAGUGGCUCCCAAUGGGCAACUGACCCUGACGACACCCAUACAUAACUACAAAGCCUAAGAAGCUAGAACUGUUCUCCUGGAUGUUAAACCACAGUGCUUUCUAAGACAGCUUUGGCCCCUGGGCUGUACAAAGCCUGGGUAGAGUGUGCUGAGAAAGGAAAGGCAAAAAUAGUGCAUCUGAAAUGUUCAGGUACAAAUUUGUAAUGCGCUUAGCCUAUCUGUCGCUCUUAGUUUCCCCAUGAAGAUCAGAAAUACUCACUGUUGUUAAGGACUUGAAGUAAAGUAUAUUUUUGUACCAAACCACAAAUAUGGAGUAUGGAAAGGCUGAACCCCACAGUGCUGCCCAAAUCCACUUUGACCUCCAAACAGACUGUUGGGGAGUGUUCACCUCACCAGUGGUACCAGGAUGAUGGAUGUGGAGGGCCAAGGACCGCUGGAAGACUUCAUCUCCAUUCCUGAAACAUAUUCCUUUUUAAAGGAGGGUCAGUGAUUCUCUUCAUUUUCCUGUACUAAAAUGUACACAUCAUUAGGGCAAAGCUGAUAUCUAGGCUAUAUCAUAGUAAACAAUCUUGAUUGUUUCUGGAAUAAAGGCAGAACAGUCCCAAGAAGAUCUUUAGAAGGGCUUGAUCUUUCCUCCUAGAAUUCUUGCUCAGUGAUGGGAUUAAAGCACAGGAUAAACUCGCAGUAGAGAGCAGAAGGCAGCAUUGGGGGUGCAGGAAGCUGAAGGUCCUCCUCAGGGGCUCAGUGUAAAUGAUAAAUUGUCUAAAAAUAAGGAGCAUUCCUGCCUCUAAAGAAAUAAGGUGUACAUAGUUAAUGUAGCAUAUCUGGUCAACAUUGUAUUUGUAUCUAUUUGUAAAAAAACAUGUCAUAUUUUAUCAUCUAGAAUUUAUUUGUACAGCAGUUAAUGGUGUUGUAAAAAGAAAUAUGGAGAUUGGUUAAAAUACUGUAAAACAGAUGGCAAUAUAGCUAGAGCUGGGACUCUGGUGAGCAUCCAUCAUUUUUAGUCCCUCUUUGGACACUGUUAAAAUUUAUAAGUGGUUGAAUAUUUCUAAUUCUUUCCUUUCUCAGCGUAAAAGUAGAGUUAUGUGCUCUUUGAUUUACUGUAGAUUCAAGCAAUAGAUUUUGAAGUCAGUAAUUGUUAAGUGGGGACAUAGGCGGCAUUCUCCAAAAUACUCACCUAAUUAGGUACUGGCCACUCUAUAUAUUUUACAUAGAUUAAUACAAAACAUAUCCUCAUUAAAAUAUUUUUUCUUGAAUGUAAAAGAUAGUCUUCCAAAGCAUAGAAAUCUUUGAGCUAAAAAAAAAAAAAAGAAAGAAAGAAAAAAAAAGCCAUCAUACCGCUUGGGAUCUCUAGUUUUCAUGCCUGUGAAAUGUUUAUAUCUUUCUCAUCUCCACUCCCAAAUAGAAAACCUCCUACAUUUGAACAUAGCUUAUCACUCACUUGCCAAGAGGUCCAUUCCAUCUCUCUGAAGUUGCUGUAGUUCUUCCAUUGUCUUCUUUCUUGCUAGAGGGUAGCUCUGUAGUUGAGGAUCUAUAGUUAGUCCUUGGUUUUACAUUCAGUUUCCCCCAAAAAAGAUCAAGUAUUCUUGUACUCAUCUAUUAUAUUGACAGAACUGUAGAUUAAGCAAGCCAAGAAAGGUGAUGAGAAGUCAAAUAUAGAUUAUUUGUUAGGAGGAAUAGCAAACUGUGACAUGGUUAGAAAAAAGUAAAAACUUCUUCCUGGAUUAGACCUAGAAAUCCAAGUUGACCCCUUGGUCUAACUCCUCAGAGAAAAACCUAAAAUUUGUCAUCCUCUAUUGGAGACCUCUAAGUUGUGCUCAGGGUUUGAUGCUGUUCUAGAGAAUGUAUAGAAAGAUAAUUUGUUUCUGGUAAUCUGAGGGUCCUUGAUCACUGCUUACAAGUGUAGACAUUAUGUUAUAUUAAAAUUACUAGCGCUUCUACUACCUUUUGUAGUUUACAGGUCAUUUUCAGUAUGUCUGUUCUUUGUUCCUCAUCAUAGACCCCUGAGGAAGUAGUUGUUCUACCCAUUUUACAGAUGAGAAGACUGAGGCAUGGAGGGCCAAAUAUAUUGUUCAAGACUGCAUGAUGUGUGUCUUUAUAGGCUCAGAAUCAAGACUUAAAACUCUGCACUACAUGUUCAUUUAACUAUACACCUAGUGCAAAGUUUGUCUAGAUAUGGGCACAGAUAGGCAGGAGGAAUAGUCUCAUCUGUGGAACUUUCUAAGUUUUUGUAACUACAAGGUACAAUUCAGGGCCACCCACCUAUGUAGAACUUUGUGAAAAGAACACAGGAGAUUUGGUAUCUGAAGCCAGUAUUCAUGAUAAGAAAACAAAGCUGCUAGUUUGUGUUUCUUUAAAGUGAACUAAUUUCUUUAGGAGGGAAAACUUUCUUUCCUUAGCAAUUGCUGCAUAGGUAUGUAUAGGCUGUGCACUGCAAAAUUCCAGGGCAUUAUGCAAAGUGGCAUACCUGCCUUUCUGCCUGAUACCCUACCCCUGAAAAAGUCAGGACUGAGUUGAAGCUGGUGAGGAAUAAGCAUUUGUUAAACAGAAGUUAACCCAAUAAAAAAAACAGUGUUGGAGUCUAAGAGCCAAAGUCAAAUAGCAUUCUGGCUGUGUAGAGAUUCCUUGAAAUAGACCUUUAAAGAAAUUACAAAAAUUGAACCACAAAGACCAUUUACCUUUACAUACUGUUUAACAGCUUCUAGGUCAUGGCCUUAAUUUUUUACAAUGGAGGAAAAAUUGAAGCCUUAAACUUUGUUUUGAGUAAUAUUGCUUAAUGACCUGGGGCUUUGUUUUUGGAAGUUAUCUUGCUCUAAAAUAGAAACCAAUGAUGAAUUCCUCUACCACGGAAAUCAGACGAGAAAACUGGUAUGAAAGACACUGCAUGGUAUUCAUUCUUCUAAAAUCCCCAUGAACUAUGGUGUCCAGCAACAGGAUCCUGUGAGUCACUUAGAAAUCCUAGUAUUAGAAGAAUUUCUGUCUAAAGAGUAGAAAUGUGGUAUUUUUAAAAAUAAGAGCAAUGUGAAUCUUAAUGAGAAAUAAAGCACAGUACUGCUGUUAAGUAAUACUUUUUAUCUUAAUUAACUUGUUUUUGUAAGCUCGUAGGCAUUUCUGACAGAUGCUGUAGGAAGUGUUGGUCAGUAUGUCUUUGUGCCCCUUCCCCCCUCCUUCAUCUCUCCACUCUACCUCUAGGGCUUUGUUAUUAAUGAAAUUUCUCCAACUUUAGAGAAAAAAAUGAUGAUAAAAACUCCUACAGACCUAGUGUAUAAUUUUCUCCAGGAAUACCUGGAUAUUAAGAGAGGAGAAUAGCAGACAUAGAAUGAAAGAAAGGUGGUUUUUUUUUUUUUUUUUUUACAGCAUUUGUGUAAGUCUCAGUUUUCCCAGGGUAACUGACUAUUAAAACAAUACUCACUGACCUACUAGCCUAUUUUUGUCAGCUGAGUGGCUUUAAGACGUUAGCCUUUCUUUUGUUGUUGUGGAAGCCGAGAGCUUAAGCAAUGGUACUUCCUUUGACAGAUUUAAUUGAAACUGGGUUAUCAGAUCAUUUGCCAUUGGUCCUAUUCUUUUUGUGGGACACGUGGUGAACAUAAUACCACUUAUACUGAAUAUUCUCUGGUUCUUACAUUUUGAGGUAUGUGAGUAGGAGUUGAAUUUCUGCCUCCCAAUAAAAUCUCUCUGAUAUAAUGCUGGGAGAAGAAAAAAGUAACACAGUAUAAUCUGUUAGAGCAAGGAAAUUCUUUCUGGUCUCAGUCACAAAGAACCUUUGAUCUGUUAUGAUCUUCUUGAUAGGGAAUUUGGGAGUUAAAAUGGGUUUGGUGUAUGUGUGUGGGGGUAAUGGAAGGUUAAUUCAUUUUUCUCUUUAUACCUGAACCAGUGACUAUGAUGGGGAAAGCAGGAAGAACACACUGAUUCAUCUGAAGAGGUCAUAUAAUCUCAAAUGGAUUAAAGGUUAUAAAUCAUUAGAACUUCAGUGGUUGAAUGAUGUCUUUUCCAAGGCAAUUGAGAAUCUUAUUACUUAUGCAUAUGCAAUAACCACAUCAGCAGCCGUAGAAUGUGAGCCCAGGGCUUCAGAUUUAAGUUAGUCUAAAGACUAACUGAUUUUAAGUGAAGUGUUAAUGCUAGGACAAGCACUCUGUAAUAAGUUAAAUUUUAGCCCAAGCAAUUAGAGAAUGUUUCUGAAACAUUAAACCUGUAUUUAUGUCACUAAAAUUCUAACACAAAUUUUAAAAACAUGUCUCAUACAUAUGCUGUACUAGGCUUCAUGAUACAUUUCUAAAUUUGUGUAUGAUUUGAAUAUAUGAAAGAAUUUAUACAAGAGUGUUAUUUAAAAUUAUUAAUAAAUGUAUAUAAUUUGUACCUAU